AUGCAUCGCACUUUGAAAUCACGCCGUUUGGCACGGGGCCAGCCGCCUAAUGCAAUCAACAACUUUCGCGGCGAGACCCAUCCGGAUUACCGGAGUUCUCUUCAGGAGAGCCUGACGUCGUCUCUGCGUCUCCAGCAAGCGCUCUCAUCUCUCGUCGGUGGCUUCUCCCUCACUUUGGUCUGGCUCUCUGCCUCCUCCACUUUUUCUCCAGUCGCUUCCGGCGCUGCUCUCGUCCCUUUGGGCCAAUUUAGUAAUGUACUCGAAAUUUUUCGGUUUCGUGCCAAGCUUUUAUUUGAAAACGUUGGCUUCUCUUUCAGUUUUUUUUUUUCAUUCUUCUCCGUUUUCGAUUUUUUUUUAAAGUUUUUUUUUCUCUAAUAAAACUUUUCUGGCUUUUAAAUUUUUUUUUACUUGCUAUUGAUUAUGUUAGUUGAUGUUGCCCAGCCAAAAUGUAUUUUGGUUCUAUUCUUCAUCUAAGUUUCCUUCAGCUUGGGAAAAUUAUUUUUAGUUUUUAUUUAGUCUAUUUUCCCGUUUUAGUCAACCAUUUUCAUAUCGAAUCGAGCCCCUUUUAGAUGACGGAUAGUUUUUUUUUUCACGUUCCUCCUGCUUUCAAAUUUGGAAAACUUUGAAAUUCAAAACUUUUAUUUUCAUUUUUUUCGGUUAUUCAUCUUUUUUCGACUCGCGUUCACGAUAGAUUGCUUUAUUUCUUGUGUUAAGCGUAGAAAUUAACGAAGUCGAGUAAUAUAACUUGAAGUUUCACGAUUUGAAGAAAGUUUGUUUCACUAGCUCAUGCAUGAACUAGAACUGUCCUCCCAGUUUUUGCACUUUUUCUUUUUUUCUUCCCACCCUCCGGCCGGAUAUUUGAGCCUAGGAAAAUGUUGCGGUUUCGCGCUGCAGGUGCUGCUGAAAGAUUCACGAGAGCCGGCGGCCGAAUUGCGUGCCGAACUCGCAUUUUUCCUCUGA
This is a messenger RNA of Caenorhabditis auriculariae, 960 nucleotides long. The record is from the annotation of a GenBank genome assembly. Lineage: Eukaryota; Metazoa; Nematoda; Chromadorea; Rhabditida; Rhabditidae.